GUCUAUGAGGACCACGACUCCACCCUGAACCAGACCAACAUCAGGGCCAACAACAACAAGUUCUACAUCAUCCAGCUCCUCGAGCACAAUGGCACCUACAGUGUCUGGAGCCGCUGGGGCCGUGUGGGGGAGGUGGGCCAGUCCAAGCUCAUGCCCUCUGCCUCCCUGGAAGCUGCCAAGAAGGAGUUUGAGAAGAAGUUUCGAGAGAAGACAAAGAACAGCUGGGCGACGAGGGAGAACUUUGUUGCCCAACCGGGGAAGUAUACACUCAUCGAGGUGGAGCCAGGGGCCGGGCAGGAGAGGGAGGUUGCCCUCAGGGUGGAUGGGGACAAAGUCUACAGGCAGCGGGUGCUGCCCUGCACCUUGGAUAAAGCCACGCAGGACCUGGUGUCCUUCAUCUUCAGCAACGACAUGUUCCGGGAUGCCAUGCAGACCAUGAAUAUUGAUGUGAAGAAGAUGCCGCUGGGGAAGCUGAGCAAGCAGCAGAUCGUGAGGGGCUUCGAGGCACUGGAGGAGCUGGAGGCAGCACUGCAGGAGCAGCCCCUCUCAGCUGCCCGCCUGGAGGACCUCUGCUCUCGCUUCUACACCAUCGUCCCCCAUAACUUUCGACGGGCACAGCCACAUCUCAUCAACACCCCUCACCUGCUACGUGCCAAGAAGGACAUGCUGUUGGUGCUGGCUGAUAUCGAGGUGGCACAGAGCCUGCAGGCGCAGAAGGUGAAGGAGGCAAAGGAGGAGGAGGAAGUCCUCCAUCCGCUGGAUCAGGAUUACGCCCUGCUCUGCUGCCAGCUCUCCCUCCUGGACCCGGCUUCCCGGGAAUAUCAGCUGAUCCAAAACUACGUAACACAGACGGGGGACCAACUCCGCAUCCUCAACAUCUGGCAGGUGGCCCGUGAUGGCGAGGAUGAGCGCUUCAAAGCCCACGACCACCUGGAGCACCGGCGCCUGCUUUGGCACGGCACCAAGCCCAUCCUGAAGAGUGGGCUGCGCAUCAUGCCCCACUCAGGUGGGCGCGUGGGCAAGGGCAUCUACUUCGCCUCUGAGAACAGCAAGUCAGCCUGCUACGUGGGAUGUACAUUCAAGAGUGUUGGCAUCAUGUUCCUGACGGAGGUUGCCCUGGGCAAGCCCUACCGCAUCACCUGUGACGACCCCACGCUGUGUCAGCCGCCUGUUGGCUACGACAGCGUCGUGGCCUGUGGCCAGACAGAGCCGGACCCCGCACGGGAUGAGGAGGUGCUGCUGGAUGGCAAGAAGGUGCUGGUGUGCCAGGGCAAACCCAUCCCCAUGCCUGCCUACAAGGACUCCUCCUUCAGCCAGAGCGAGUACCUCAUCUACCAGGAGAGCCAGUGCCGGAUCCGCUACCUUGUCCAGCUCCACUUCUAA
This is a messenger RNA of Tauraco erythrolophus (red-crested turaco), 1383 nucleotides long. The record is from RefSeq and is a predicted model, not a curated record. NCBI's taxonomy places the organism in Eukaryota, Metazoa, Chordata, Aves, Musophagiformes, Musophagidae.